UAUCAGAAAACGUAUAGAUCGAUUGCUGUUUCCUUUUUUUUGGAAAAUCGUGUAAGCGGACAAUCGGAUGUCCGGAAAUGGUUUAAUUACAUCAUUUUAAGAACAUUUAAUUGUUUUGUACGAUUAUUAUUUUUAACCGUUAUAACGUAUUAAUAAAAUGGCGCAAAAUCAUCGUGUUAAUUAUUAUACAAAUCCAGCAUUUUGUCAACAGAGUGAAUAUUAUCCAGAACCGCCACCAAAACCAAAUUUGGUGCGAUGUUCCUCAAUGCGAGAAGCACCAAUUGGUGCAAAUUCAUCUCCGCAAAAAUUUGAACGUUAUUCAAGUAUGCGAAAUUAUAAUAAAAAUCGUUAUGAACCUCCACCAAUGGAUGAAAAUGAAUUAAAAAUUAACCAACAAGUUAUCAACGAAUUAAAAAUGGAAGAAAUGAAUAUUUCAAGAAAUCGUUACGCUUAUAUACCAGAUACUAAUAAAAGUCGUACAAUAUCACCCCCACCUGUUUAUCAAGAACAAUCGAGUGGGCGUAGAGUGCAUCGAUAUGCAACAAUACCCACAGACGAGGAAGAUGAAGAGGAAGAAGAAGACGAGGAGGAAAAUUGCGAAGAACAAAUCCAAAUACGUGGAAUGUCACCAAAUCGAGUCCACUAUAAUAAUCGUCAAAAAAUUUCAACAAAUAUCGAUAUAGUAGAUCAUAAUGGAAAUACUCCACCGAAAAAUCGACCGAUUCCAGCACCUCGAACAAUAAUAUCACCACGAAAUACACCAAAUAAUAGCAUAACAUCGCCAGUCACACCAAAAAAAUAUAAUCCAAUUGCUACACAAAAAUUGCAUGAGUUGUUAUCAACACCCAGGAAAACACCACAGCGAUCGAAUAACGUUAUGAUAACACCGCAAAAACACCAAAUGUCACCACCGAUGCAAGCAUCGACACCAAAGCGUAUUAAAUCACCCCCACCAAGCUAUCCAACUAGUCCUAUCCGUACUCAAGCACCAUUGCAACAAGCACCGUACUAUGUUUCUCCUCCGUCACACUAUCCCCCGCCAAAUUAUCCAAAAACGAGGCAUAAUGGUACGCCAAUGAUGUUAUCUCCAAAGGCACAACAGAAGCUACAGUACACCUUACCAUCCCCGCAUCACAACGGACGGUAUAAUUUAACAGUGAAUCCAAUGGAAAAUCAACGAAAUACUGCAAUUAUUCAACCAAUUCGAAGUCGAAGUCCACCGCCACAAAGUGUUUACAGUGAAACUACGUUAUCAGCAUCAAAAUCUAGUUCGUGGAUGAAUUUAAGUCAAAAACUGAAAGACAAUUCAAAUGCAACAUUAGCUGUUGCAGCCUUAAUGAUGAUAUUGUGCGGGGCAUUAACGUCGGGAUUUGGGUUUUAUAUGAUUUCAUUAAUUGGACGUCGAUAUUAUUUAGACUUUGCGCUGGUGUCAGGAUUUACGUGUUUUAUUUUAGGUUUACUUGGGUUUCGGACACGUACAUGUCGAUGGUUACCGAAUCGAAAUUACAUAUCCGGUUAUAUCGUAUUAAGUGUAUUCAGUUUAUUAACAUGUGCCGGUCUAUUGGUGUUACUUGGUUUACGCCCAAAACCGGGAACUCCACUAGCUGAUGUUACAUCCGGAGCUGUAUGUGGUAUAUCCGCUUUAUCAUUGUUGUUAGCAUCGUUAGGGGUGUUAACAUCUUAUUGUUGUAAAUAUCCACCACCGGAUAAUCGAGUCGAACAUUGUGCACCAGGAUUUACUGUUUAAUUACUUUUUAAGACAGUCUUCAAAAAAAUUACUGAAAAAAUUGAGAUUUAUGUCUGUUUGGGAAUUAUAUAUAAACUGUGCCCCAUUCUUAGCCACCAUUUAAUGAGAUGAAUCUUGUAGGGUUAACUAGAUACAUAAACCUUUUUUCUGCAUCUAUUUAAGGUAUUUUGAUAAAUGAUUCGAAAUUUCAUUGAUCAAUUAAUCAUUUUUUUAUACGUCUUUUGUGAAGAAUUCAUAUCGAUUCUCUGAACGGAACGAUUCGGAAAUGCUAUAAAAAAGCAUUUGGAAAACUUUGAAAACUGAUCCUCGGUUCCUUUUACUUGCUUUGUUCAAAAAUCUACAGAUACAAAUCUUUGAAGAUUGUAUAAAUCUCGAAGUUAAAGCUUCGAUUACAUAUACGACAAACAUCACUCGACGAACACCGAACAACAUCGCAAAAUGAAUGGAUUGAAUUUAUUUGUCAUAUGUGCCUUAGAUUUAAGCUGUGGAACAUCAAACAACAACGAAGAAUGACAAGUAUCAAACAGGGAAUUCAAGAGGCAAAGUGACUUGAUUAUAAUCAUUCGUCUUCAUCAUUUUAUACUGUUUGGUACUUGCCUAUCUUAGCUUUUGUGUGAUGUUCGCCUUCGUAUUUGUUGUUAUCAUAUUUUAUUUGUA
Molecule: messenger RNA, 2404 nt
Organism: Chrysoperla carnea
Lineage: Eukaryota; Metazoa; Arthropoda; Insecta; Neuroptera; Chrysopidae
Gene: spdo
Product: serine/arginine repetitive matrix protein 1
Exons: 3
Coding region: 158-1747 (529 amino acids)
Source: RefSeq, a predicted model, not a curated record